Messenger RNA from Aethina tumida (small hive beetle), 2171 nucleotides. It is a transcript of the gene thoc5, whose product is annotated as THO complex subunit 5 homolog. Gene Ontology annotation, cellular component: THO complex part of transcription export complex. The transcript is spliced from 13 exons. Gene Ontology annotation, molecular function: mRNA binding. Bases 95 to 2125 code for a protein of 676 amino acids. Lineage: Eukaryota; Metazoa; Arthropoda; Insecta; Coleoptera; Nitidulidae. Gene Ontology annotation, biological process: positive regulation of DNA-templated transcription, elongation; mRNA export from nucleus. The record is from RefSeq and is a predicted model, not a curated record.
UGAAAUUCUUUCCAACCUCACUUUACAAAUCCAAACAUUCGAAAAAUAUCAUUCAUCAAGUACACAUUUUUAUUAACUUAACUAUUAACUCAAAAUGGUUAAAGACGGCGGCCAAGUAAAGAAGAAGCGUAAAACUGUUAUCGCAAGCGAAACCGACGGCGACGUCGAUAUUUACAGGAAAGUCGUCGAAUUUGAAGAAAAAGAAGCAUUAUCCCGUAAUCACAUACAAGAUGCUGAGACUUUCACAGAAACAUGCAAUGAUAUUAGGCAAAUCCUUGCAGAGAUGUAUGAGAUUAGCACGACAAAUGCAACUCAGAGGAAACAGGAAUUACUGUUAGAUUUAUGCAUCAAAAUCAGUGUAAUUAAAAAACUCAACAGAAUUGACAAAAUACAGCAUGUGUUUGGUAAAGAAGCACUGAAUGCUGAAAAACAAAAGUGUGACUCGAUUAAAUUGAUCUACCAGAAUUUGGUAUAUGAACUGAAUCACAUUGUGCAUGAGAUAUCAAAAUGUAACUCCUUUAAGUCAAAACAUGAGGAUAUUGAUCUUAUAAAGUUUGAUGAGUUUAUGAAGGAAGCACCAAGUGAAUUAACAGAAAAGUUUAAAAAUGGCGAUCAUAAUGAUCCUGAAUAUGCUCAUAAUUUGACAUUAGCAAGAUUAGAAUAUGAACUUGAACAAAGAAAAGCACUAGCAAAAUUGUUGGAAGUGCAACAAGAAGAAAAGAAGAAAUUUGCGGGAGAAAUUAUUGAAAGAAAAAACAAACUAGAUGGCUUAUUGCCUUUGUUGAAAGCAGUAGUUAAUGCCACCAAACCUCUACAAGAAUACUUAAAUAUACCAAAUGACAAAGUCAGAGAUGAACAUGUAUUAGCCAAAUUACUGCCUGACCCACUUUAUAUUUUUUAUGCUAAUGCUGUAGCUUAUAAAAAUGUUUAUGAUGCUCAAAUAAAUGUGGAUAUUUUGGGUGAUCAGGAAGAAGCUACACAGUUCAAUGAGACAGCCAAUAUGAAUGCACUUUCAGAAGCUAUUGAUUCUGAAGUUGACACUGAAAGUCAGGAACUGGAGGAAGUGGUUGAAGUUAAAAAGAGAAGACACCGAAAAUCCGUUCAAAUUGAUCCAAUGGAAGAAAAAAAGAAAAAAAUUGUUGAAGUUCAUCCUCUUUCCAUUAAGGUUUCACUGAAUAAUCCAGAGUUACCCAUUGUUACAUUGAUCCUCAAGUAUUGCACAAAAUUAAAGAUUGUAACUGUGACAUCAAAGGUUGAUCUUCCUGCUUUUAUGUCUGGACACUGUGCUCAGGAAUUGUUGUCUGGAGACAAUGUACUUAGUGAACUAUCGCCGGGAGAUUUUGGUGUGGAAAGUCCAAAUCCUAGCACUCCAUUUCAGUUAAAGAGAGCUGGAAUUAGUUCAUUCAAAAGUUUAAUUCCUCAAAUUGGUUAUGCGUAUAGUUGGGCACAAGCAAGUUGUGGGCUUGAUUUUCUAUCUAAAAAGAUUGCUCCUGAAGAAUUGGGUAGAAUUAAUGUGGAAUAUGUUUUGAAGAGUUUGAACAAAAGGUUAACGUCAAGAACGCAACUAGCAAAUCAACUGCAUAAACUUGAACAAAAUUUGAUUCCGGAAAUUUCUGAUACUGAGGUACCCCUAAAUAUUGUUUCUUCCUUGAUUAAAUUCUCAUCCUCAAGUUAUCUUUCGUUUUGUUUAGCCCCAUACACACAGUCUUUAGUGGAAGAGGAGUGUGUAUCUCCAUCUGACUUAUAUUUUCUAGCUACGAUUGCCAGGAAUAAUGCAACUCUUGAAUCUUUUGUGGUUAUUAAAAAUAACUAUCCUCAUGAGGCACCAGUAUUUUCUUUAUGCUUUAGAUAUAAAAAUGCAACUUACAAUUGUAUAAACAAUGAUGACAUAAGGGAUAUGGAGAGAGCUAUAAAUCUGGAUGUGAAUAAAGAUUUGGUGGCCUCUGAGCAACUUUUGGCGGUUCAAAUCACUUAUUUGUGUUCAUUUUUGGAUAUUUUUUUGCAAAUUCAGUAUCCUAACGAUUUUCCACAAAGCGCAAUGGUUGUCAGAAAUAUAAGCGGCAGAUCCAGACGAAGUCCGUAUAAGUUUAGAAAAAUUGGUAUUGGUAUUUUUACCCAGUACUAAAAUGUUGUGUGUACAAGUUUAAAAAAUAAACGACUAUAUUUCCAAA